Molecule: messenger RNA, 426 nt
Organism: Miscanthus lutarioriparius
Lineage: Eukaryota; Viridiplantae; Streptophyta; Magnoliopsida; Poales; Poaceae
Source: the annotation of a GenBank genome assembly
AUGGCGGCGUCGUCGUCGCGGCCGCUGCUCCGCCGCCUCGCAGAACUGGCCAGAGGCCGCGUCCGCGCCAACCACCGCAUGCUCUCAUCCGCCUCCUCGUCCACCGCCGACAUCGAGAGGGCUUCGCAGUCGCCGGCGGAGGCCCAGUUCGUGCGCAUGACGGAGGGUUGCGUGCGGAGAUUAAAAGAAUUACAUGCUAAAGAACCAUCUGCUGAAGGUAAGAUGCUGCGCUUAAGCGUUGAAGCUGGUGGAUGUUCUGGGUUCCAAUAUUCUUUCGCUCUUGAUGACAAGAAAAACUCAGAUGACCGGGUUUUUGAGACUGAUGGUGUUAAAUUGGUCGUGGAUGACAUCUCAUAUGACUUUGUAAAAGGUGCCACUGUGGAUUAUGAGGAGGAACUUAUACGUUCAGCGUUUGUGGCCAAGUAG